GGAUUUACAGAAAAGAUAUCGAGUGGACUUUCUUCUCUGAAGCGAGUUUUGUCAACCUUCACAAGUGAAAGGUCACAUGAUAUUAUGCAGCACAUCCAAAAGCUAGAAACUGAGAGCCAAAAUUUUGUUACUAACAUCAUCCAUACACUUAGUUCAAAAUACAGUUUUGUAUUACCACAGGAAUUUCACCUUCAAUACGAAUUUUCUGAAAAACUUCCUGACUGUAAAAUCACUAAAUACCAAGAAAACCUUAAGCAAAUCAAGUCGGAAACAGUAGCCAAAACCGAGAAAGGCGAACACCAGUGCAUCAGUAGUGAUAAAGUAAUCAGUGACGAAGCAACAUUUGCCUAUAUCUUCACACGCCAGACAUAUCUCCAUCCACGUGACUUGAACAUUAAGACAUGUUCAGGCUUUAGUGCAGUACCAAAAGGAAUGAUCGUAAAACAAAAGAUUGCAACUGCAUCUACUGGUGUUAUAUUUGGAUGGUACAAAAUGCAACCAUGGCAGCAAAAGAAAUGGGCUUUCUUUAUGAAGAAUUCUAACACAACAUUAUCAUAAUCUUGAA
Mytilus californianus (California mussel) is the source of this 565-nucleotide messenger RNA. RefSeq lists its product as uncharacterized. The record is from RefSeq and is a predicted model, not a curated record. NCBI's taxonomy places the organism in Eukaryota, Metazoa, Mollusca, Bivalvia, Mytilida, Mytilidae. The transcript has 5 exons. Bases 85 to 558 code for a protein of 157 amino acids.